This is a messenger RNA of Oncorhynchus masou masou (cherry salmon), 3552 nucleotides long. RefSeq lists its product as uncharacterized. The transcript has 18 exons. The coding region runs from base 222 to 3089 and encodes 955 amino acids. Lineage: Eukaryota; Metazoa; Chordata; Actinopteri; Salmoniformes; Salmonidae. The record is from RefSeq and is a predicted model, not a curated record.
UGUGUAUCCAAGCAACAAGCUUCAGCAAACUCAAAGGGAUAAAGGUUACAUUUACAGUAGAUGAACGCGGAGGUGGAUUGUCAAACAUUAUUCAGGCACCCAGUGCAAGCUUAGAUAUUCUACUGGGAUUCAAAUGUUUGUUUUUAAACACCAGAUGUAGAUAACGUGGGGAGUUAAUCAACACUUUUAUAGAGUGUAUAACUGACUGGGAUUAUUUGCAAAUGACGAUGACAGAUUUUAGACCCGGACCUCUGUAUUUCUUUGAUCAGCCAACAGGACGGGGACAUAGGAAGCGCCCCAGAAUGCCCUUGGAGCAUUGCUUUGAUCUGGCAAAUGUGGGCGUGCGCUUGGCAACAAUCAAAAGCCUAUGCGCUCACAGUGAGUGCGUUAACGAUGACAAAUAUGAUGCAAAGAAUGAAGACAAUGCACACAAAGUGCAAAAUAAACCCUCUACCACUGGUAAACCAGAUACCUGGCCCUCUAUCAACGGAUCGUUGGACAUGGGUGGUGAUGAGAGGAAUCCGGAGGCCGCGGCCGUGCCAGCAGACUGGUUGGAUGACGUGGACCCGAUGGAUGCAUACAAGCAUAUGGCCCCUCAGUUGUUGAGCGAGUUGGGGAGUGUGCUUUCGCAGUAUGAAGGGAGUGAGGAGAGAUGUAUUCCACACGGCCUCGUGAACAUUCUGAAUUACUCAUGGAAGGAUUUGACCGCAGGGGCAGUUUAUGUCAAACCAUCUUGGAAGUUGGGUGUCGGCAGUGGGGGUGGUGAUGGAGGGAAACCUCGCAAGUCGAAGAGCUUCAUGAAUUUCGAUGAGACUCUUCGGCAGAUGGCGGGAAAGAGAAAGACAAAACAAAAACCGUCCAAGGUGGAAAAUGGGUCUGAGAGACGGCCUCAAGACUCCAAUUUGCGCAAAAGAUCGUCAGUUUCCCAUGCACAAAAAGCUCAUGUGACCACAACUAUAAGUUUCUCCAUCUCUUCAAAAACCCAUGAAGAGCAAGGUUGGAUCGUCCAGCCUAAGGAGCCAACUCAUGAGGAACCUCAGUGGACUAAGCUGUGUCAUUGGGUGGUAGAGAGGCUGCAAUUGGCUAGGAUACCUAUAAAACAGACAACGGAGCAGGCAGAGAGUGGGCUGAACAAACCACCCAUCCUCCGUCACUAUGGGGAUGCCAAGCCACACUUUAAACACCAGAAGAAGACAGGAGGAGGAAGCGGAGGAGGAGGCAAGACCUGGCCUUACCCUCAGAUACCAGAGGUGAACCAGGAGGACCAGGAUUCACCGCGGCAGAAACUACACUACAGGAUCAAUGAUGGUUCCUCCUUCCUAUACUAUCCGUCUGGUUUUGUAGCUGUGUGUCAGAGCCACUCUGGUCUGUCCUGUGGAGGGUUCUAUACUAAUGUGUUCAGUGACCAACUCAGCGCUGUUAUACUGGCCAGCAUCACCGCAGUAGGACGGGGCACCGUCACACACCCACUCAGUGGGACUGUUACUGCUGUGUGGGAUCAGCGUGGCGGGAUGACGUGUGACCCAGAAGGAGCUGUCACUAAGGAGUGGACCUGGCAGAUUGGGGUUAAGGAGAGGAUAGUCAUUCAGGUGUCUGAUCAGAUCUCAGUACGGAUGUUGAGCGGUACCUGCACCACCCUCAGCUUUAAGAGUCACAAUGAGAGUGUCCAGCUACCACUGUCCCCCCUGCCCAACAUCACCCCAACUAAACAAGUGGCCUGUCUGCAGACUGAGGGGGCGUUCACCUCUCUGGCAGCCCAGGAGCUCUCCCUGAGUAAGAAGCACCAGAAGAACCAGGGCCAGACCAUAGACACCAAGAGGGUGUCAGUGCGUUCCAGUGAGGUGCGACAGGUGACCCGGGAGGUGGGGAAGCUGGAAGAACCCUGUCUCUUCAGGAGAGGAGGAGGGCGGGCAGGACGAGAGCUGGAAAGACUCCAGAGGAGAAUAUGUAAUAUCCUGGACGACUGGCUGGAGUUCUACCGGGUCACCACAGGUAUCAAGUGCCCAGAUAUGGAGCGGAUGUCUGAUGGUCCAAUGCGGCCCAGACUGAAGAGAGAGGGCCAGUCAGCAGCGCCGCCCUCCCUCCACCCCACCACAGGGCUGUCAGACAGUACCCGGGGUCUACCAGGGGGGGGAAGCACUGCGCUACAUGCCAGCACCAGACACCUGCCACCUGCCUCAGAUGUCCUCCUGCCAGGCUCCACCCACAAGUUGUCAUGGACAUUUUCUCCAAAGAAGCAGGGCAAGGAGGGAAGAGAGGAGCCCCUCCAUUUCACACAGUCAGGGACGUUCAGAGUCCACAGCAACGUCAGACUGGAGUCUGUAGUGAUCCCGAGAUGCAGUCCAGAGCUCCGUCUCACUGCCCAACGUCCCCACUACACAUCCUCAAGCCCCUCCACCCCUUACCCCCUUUGCAGCCCGUGUCCUGCCCAGUUUAGGGCCGUUCUCCUGGGGUUGGAGGGCCGGACACACAGGCUGUGUCGCUGUAGCUCCAGGACCAUGCCAGUCCUGACAGACCAGGAGUAUGACGCCUUCAUUUGGGGCCAACCCCCCCACAGUGAACAGAUCCUGGUGGUGUGUGUGACACCCCUGCACCAGACCCCCCUCGCCCCUCACAUCCCCUUGUUGCCGCAUGAGGACAUGCUGGAGCUGCUCUACGAGAGGAUGAAUAAGAACAGGACCAUGCCAUGCACUCAGAGUCAGCUGGACUCGUUCCGCCUGGUGAGGUAUGAGCUGUCUACAGGGAAGACCUGCCCAGCUACCCACAAUGCACUGCUGCAGCAGAGACACAAUGCCGCUCCUGGGAUGUUUCUGAUGUACAUCAGAGGGAAGCUGCUGUUCGCUGACUACAUCUUCAACGGCUACAGCUGCUCAGUGAGGAACCUCCACAAGCAGAUCUCUAAAACUAGAGGGGACUACAGACAGGGCCAGAGCCUGCCCUCAGACUACAAGUUCAGUGCCCAGGUGAAGAGUCCAGCAGUAGGGAACCCACCAGGCCAUCAGGCAGCUCAGAAGGUCCCUGAUGGACGAGGAGACAUCUCUCGUGGAACACCUGCCCUGUUAGAGAAGGGAAAAGUCCCAAACCAGUGAGCGGAAAUUGACUCAGGGACCUGUGACAUCAUCGGUCACGUUAAAGAGAGACACCGCUCGUUCUAAAAGCCAAAAAUACGUCUGCUGCAUCCUCACUGCCCGUACUCACCACACUGAACAAAGGUCAGCUCCUAUCAGAGCUGCAAUGUAAGACCCUUUCUGGUGUCACAAGUCAUUAGGAGACACUGGAGAAGAACCUCCUCAGAGCUGGGCUCGCUGGCUGGAGACAGACAGUGUGCUGGGAGAGAGGGACCAAGUCUAAUAUUAGGUGCACUACACUGUAAAUGUAAUACAGAUCUCCCAUUACAUCUAUAACUGUCUUGCACACGUCUUGUUUGACUGAAUUGAAUUCAACGAAGCAAUGCUCCACAUACUGUAUAUCAUAGCACUUUGUAGAACUCAGUUGCAUCAUGGAAGAUCUUCCUUAUUUUUCUACGGUCUACAAAUAAAAGACUGUUGUCAA